AUCACCUAAAACUUAUAGUCCAAAAAAUGACAGAUAAAUAAAAUAGAAACAUGGCUAACAAAUUAUUCAGAUUAACCAAUAAAAGAAUAGUAUAUAUAGCGGCCUAAUCAUAUCGUCCAGCUCGCGGAAAUGCCUCAGCAAAAGCACAGGCGACGAUGGCGCAGGAAGGGCAUGUGCUGCAUGUCGGCGCCCCGGCCCUGCAUCGACAGCAUGCCACGCCGCUGCAUGCCACACUGCGCCGUCUGCCCGCCCUGCCCCUCCGCCCAGCACAUCGCCGCCUCCAGCUCCAGCCACUCCGAAUGCUCCUGCGAGGAGGAGAAAUUCUGCACCGUAGACAGCUGCAAGAACGCGCCACAGUGCAUCAGCGCGAAAUCACGGUACUGCCCUUAUGGCUUCAGAGAUAAAUCCGGUUCCGAUCUGAAACCAGAUCAAGCACACAGUAGAGAGAUGCUCGAAUAUCAGCCGCCUCAAGAGCAAUACCCACAAGCCGCUUCCACGCCCUAUAUGCAAGCGCAACCAGGAGCACAACUGACGUCGGAAUUCGCACCAAGCGGGUAUCCAUCAGUUCCCACAAUAUCGUCAAUACAUAGUAGAGCUCCGGAUCAGUUCGAUCAAUCCAUGCCGCAAUACGCGCAGCAACUUCCCAUGGAUGCUGCGCAGGCGCCAAUAAUGCAACAAGAUUUUGGUCCAACCGAAUCUCAAGCUCAAAUGCAAGGCAGAAUGAUGUCUAUAUCUCCGGAAUCCCAACCUCAAAUGCAAGGGAGAAUAAUGCCGAUAUCUCCUGAAUAUCAGGCACCAAUGCAAGGAAGAAUGAUGCCAAUGUCUUCCGAAUCCCAACUUCAAAUGCAACAGAGAAUGAUACCAAGACCCGACACUCUGCCCUCACCGGUGUCUGUUACAAGUGGACCGAGUAUUCAAAUCAGGCAAACGGCAGAUCAGUUUCAACCAUACUACAGCCAACCGCAGGACACGAUGCCGAGUUAUGACUACUCCGCUACGAGACGGCCUAUCCCCGUUUCACAAGAGGAGGGCUACAUUAAUAUUCCGCGAGCUGAGAAACAAGUAGGUGGGUAUUCGCCUGCGCAAUACAGCUUGGGGCCAGCUCCUGAAGAUUCGAUUUAUCCUAGCGGUCUACCGCCGCCACAAUUUGAUCAUGGCCAAAAGUAUUCUUUGUCCGCAGUAUCAUCGGUGGAUAGGAUAAAACCACGACCUAUCAUCAUACAUGAUGAACCCAGAAGAAUGCCGCAAUUUACAUCAGCCACAGAAUAUGUUCCCUCCGACAGGCCACCUACACCAUCGUCGAGGGGAAAACAUGGUUUAAUUCAUGACACUAGAGUGCAACAACCCGUUUCUGAAACUUCUUAUGUCAGAUACGUUUCAGAACCACCGACUUCGCCAGCGCCAUCGGAGAGAAUACCGACCUCACGGCCCGUGUCGACAGAGGGACUCGCGAGGACCGUGUACCGACCUCCAUUCCAGGCCGAUACCAGUAGGGGGGUUCCGUACCAGGCUGAUACCAUUAUGAGGGUUCCGUACCAGGCUGAUACCAUUAUGGGGGUUCCAUACCAAACAGAUACUAGUAGGGGCGUUCCAUAUCAGGCCGACACCAGUAGGGGCGUUCCGUACCAGGCUGAUACUCGUAGGGGAGUACCAUACCAGACAGACACCAGUAGGGGGGUACCGUACCAGACCGAUAUCAAUAUAGGGACUCCAUAUCAGGUCGAUGCCCGUGUGGGAGCUCCACAGCAAGGUGGUACUCGUACUGGAACUCCAUACCAGGCUGAUCCCCGUAUGGCAGCUCCAUAUCAGGCCGAUACACGCACGGGGUAUCAACCUGGUAUUGUAGCGGAGCCUGUUCCAAAAAAAUCAGUGCAUCACGCAAUUCCCGGCACUACUUACGAUACAUCGCUGCCUCUGUCACCUACAGCGCCAGAAAUGGACGACACGCGCUCUGUUACGAUGGACAGACCUAGAAAAGUGCAUCAGCCGAUGCCCAGUGGGUAUGAGUCUAUGAUGGAAUCACCACCCACAAUGGGUCAAUCCUUCCCUUCGCGAUACCCCGUUGGUCGACCACUGGCCGAAAGUACAUCCAUAGGGAGCGGCAGAAACAUUCCUAUGGACUACAGUGCAGGUCCACCGCUGUCCCCAGCUACGUCGGUGCAGACUAGCGAGCAGCGGUCGACUGCGACGGACGGCUUGCACAAAAUCUCUUACCGCGCUCCAUCGACUGGAUACAACAAGUUCUGUAAAGAACCCCCGCAGCCGGAGUACGUCGACAAAUCCAUCGGCUUUGAAUAUCCAGUACCACAAACUGAAUUAGGUGCGUCUGACGAGACACCUCCAAAGUGUUCGUGUCGCUACCCCCCAGCGUUCAAACAUCUGGAGUGUGCCGGCCUCAUGAGUGGCACUUGCGAGUGCAAUGAAAAUGAUUUGUAA
Molecule: messenger RNA, 2436 nt
Organism: Papilio machaon (common yellow swallowtail)
Lineage: Eukaryota; Metazoa; Arthropoda; Insecta; Lepidoptera; Papilionidae
Exons: 2
Coding region: 130-2436 (768 amino acids)
Source: RefSeq, a predicted model, not a curated record